UCGUUCCAUCCACGCGCCACCUCCGUUUCGAAAAUGAGGGUUUUCUGUGUCUUAGUGUUCAGUGUUGCGCUCGUCCUCGCCGACGAGGCCGCCAAGCAGGAGGGCGGCGACAAGCAGAAGCGCAGCGGCUUCGGCGACUUCGGCGGCUUCGGCUACGGUUACGGCGGCGGCGAGAGCCUCUACGGCGGUUUCGGCCACGGCAGUUUCGGCCACGGCCUCGAAUACGGCCACGGAUACGGCCACGUCAUAGACAAGACCAUCACCAUCAACAAGGAGGUCGCCGUCCCGUACCCCGUCCACGUCGAGAAACAAGUGCCGGUCCCCGUCCACGUCAAAGUCCCCGUCGACCGCCCCUACCCCGUCCACGUCCCAGCACCCUACCCCGUCCACGUUGAAAAAGAAGUGCAUGUCCCUGUGAAAGUCCACGUGCCCGCCCCCUACCCCGUCGAGAAACACAUUCCAGUGCCCGUUAAAGUCCCUGUGGACCGUCCGGUGCCCUACGCGGUGGUGAAGCCCUACCCGGUCUACAUCGAGAAGCAAGUGCCGUACCCGGUCGAGAAGCACAUCGCUGUGCCCGUCAAGGUGCCCGUUGACCGCCCGUACCCCGUUCAUGUACCGGUUGAGAAGCCUGUGCCGUACCCAGUCGAGAAGCCAGUUCCUGUACCCGUCCCUUACCCGGUCCAUGUUGAGAAGCAUGUGCCGUACCCUGUCCACGUCAAGGUCCCCGUCGACAGACCCUACCCUGUCCACGUGCCUAAACCCUACCCAGUCACUGUAGAGAAACACGUCCCAGUGCCCGUGAAAGUUCCCGUCCCUGCACCCUACCCGGUCGAGAAGCACAUCCCGUACCCGGUCAAAGUCCCCGUCGACAGACCUUACCCCGUCCACGUACCCAAACCCUACCCAGUCUACGUCGAGAAGCACGUUCCUUACCCAGUGGAGAAACACGUGCCUUACCCAGUCAAAGUCCCAGUCGACCGUCCCUACCCAGUCCAUGUCCCUGUCGAAAAGCCAGUGCCUUACCCAGUCGAGAAGCCCGUGCCUUACCCAGUCAAGGUCCCAGUCGACAGACCUUACCCAGUACAUGUGCCAAAACCAUACCCAGUCCACGUUGAGAAGCCAGUGCCUUACCCCGUCGAGAAGCCUGUGCCUUACCCAGUCAAGGUCCCCGUCAAGGUACCUGUUGAAAUCCAUGUUCCUGUAGAGAAGCCUGUCUACGUGCCAGUCAAGGAGCACCACCACGAAGAACAUCAUCAUGAUGAACAUGAUUACCCGAGCUACGGCAGCAGCUACAGCUACAGCACCUACGGAGGUGGAUACGGACAUCACUACUGAGGUGCCCGCGUCUGAAAACGGUCAAGUAUCCUUCCUUCACGUAGCGCCCGCAAAGAGUCCUGGGAGACCUGCAACAUUCCGGCGAACAAGGGCAGAGACUUUUCUUGCGGUGCGUGAGGAUCUCAUUAUUUACGUGUGAUUUUUCCUGUGUCAACGAACUAUCGCAGGCGUCGACUGCACCACGCCUCUUUGCAUCGAUUCAUGUUUCACUUAAAGUGCAAUACGAGUUGUAUAAAAGUAACUCAAUCACAAUACCAGUGAUAUGUUUCCUCCGUAAGUUACCAUUGUGAUUCCCUAAUUUUACGAUCCGACCCCGCGAGUAACACACUCAACUGUGCAAUAACUCCUUUGAGACUCUUAAGUGUACGUAACGACUAAGAUGAUACAUUUAACUUCACUUUCGAUCAGUGAUAACGUUUUGCCUAAAUCUGUAUACGGUAUUUUGGGGGGAAAUUUUAGGAACUCCUUAAUGAGGAUUUUCCUCAGUUCUAUAUUCGGUAAUCCCUUCCAUUUAUUUUGAUCAAAAUUUAAAUCUAAGGAUUCUACAUAGCUGCUCAUAUUUUUGCAGAGAUUUGAUUAAUGUCUGCCGAAUCAUUUCAACUCGCUCUAGUCAUUUUUGCAUGAAUUACAUUUACUCAGACUUCGAAUUGCGAGUAUGGGAGGCAUUUUAAAGAAAUAGAAUCCUGUAAAGCUACCUCGUAAUCAAAAAUUAUGUAGAAGAUAAUUGUCAAACUUUUUCGCAUAUUUGACAUGAUUUCUGAUUGCCAGGAAUUUCACUUUUUCGUUGUUCGGAAAAUUGGCUAAGACAUCGUUUCUGUAAAAAAAAUUGAUGCCACUUGGAAAUAUUAUUUGGUGCGUUCCAAGUCCACUUUAUCAUCCUUGCCUGAAUGAUUUUAAUAUUUCUGAUUUUCUUCAAAGAUUCCAGACGUCAGUUGUACCUGAAAUUUUAUACUUAUGUUACCAUGUUGGAAACUGAAGUUACCUACCUAAAUAAAAUCAUUCAAGAUAAAAAUUA
Bemisia tabaci is the source of this 2350-nucleotide messenger RNA. RefSeq lists its product as uncharacterized. The record is from RefSeq and is a predicted model, not a curated record. Lineage: Eukaryota; Metazoa; Arthropoda; Insecta; Hemiptera; Aleyrodidae.